AUGAAGACCGCAUUACAGACUUCUGCACUCCUUGCAGCUAUAAACACUGCACUUGCUGCGCCAGCCUCUGUCGGAGAGACGUUCAGUGUCAAGGCAAAAUACAACCAGGAUUUCAAGCCGGAUACGACAGUAGAGUUGGUUCGCACGGCGCUGCGCUACGGAAAGCUGGCAUCCAGAGACGUUGCCCGGAUCCUUGAGCGCCGGCAGGACACCAACGGGACCGUCGUUGCUUCCCCCCCGUACAAGUUUGAUAGAGAGUACCUCGCAGAGAUUGAAGUUGGCACGCCGCCUCAAAAGUUGCUCUUGGACUUUGACACGGGUUCCAGCGAUUUGUGGGUGUUCAGCACCGAGACCCCAUCUGCCCAGUCCACGGGCCAUACGUCGUGGAAUGUCACGGCCAGCUCUACAGCCAAGAAGCUGGACAAGUACACAUGGAGCAUUGCCUAUGGAGACAAGAGCACCUCCAGUGGCGACGUGUACACUGAUAUAGUGCGAAUAGGCGGUGCUGAAAUCCAGAACCAGGCGGUAGAGUCUGCCCUCCAAGUCUCGCAGCAGUUCACGCUGGACACGGCCAGCUCUGGUCUACUGGGACUUGCGUACGACAAGGGCAACACGGUGUCGCCAACGAAGCAAAAGACGUGGUUUUCCAACAUCUUGCCUCGGCUGAAGGAGCCGCUGUUCACCGUGAGACUCAGACACCAGGCUGAUGGGUCAUACAACUUUGGAUACAUUGACAAGGCACAAUACACUGGCGAUAUUACUUACACGCCUGCUUUUACGGAUGAUUUGGGCCACCGUCUGUUCAAAGCCAGCGGCUACCAAGUCGGCAGUGGCAGCUUCGAGAAGCUCAGCAUCACGGGGACCGCGGACACUGGCUCCACGGCGGUCUAUCUUCCGAAUAGCGUGUCCGAUGCGUACUGGUCUGGGGUGAAAGGCGUCACGACCCAGGGCGGCUUCCUCGACUCGAAGGCCUACAAUUUCCCCUGCGAUGCCAAGCUGCCCGACUUUACGUUUGGCAUCGAGGACGCCAAGUUUACUAUCCCGGGCGAGUUUAUCAACUACGCGCCCACUGCGGAAGGCUCGACUAUCUGCCAGGGCGGAAUUUUGGGCAUCGGCACCAUCCCUGAGUGGCUGGGUGGGAUUAGCAUCUUUGGCGAUGUUGCUCUCAAGGCUUCGUUUGUCGUCUAUGAUGAUGGCAAAAACCGCCUUGGCUGGGCUAAGGGGGCUUGA
This is a messenger RNA of Metarhizium brunneum ARSEF 3297, 1230 nucleotides long. RefSeq lists its product as uncharacterized. Gene Ontology annotation, biological process: proteolysis. The record is from RefSeq and is a predicted model, not a curated record. Gene Ontology annotation, molecular function: aspartic-type endopeptidase activity. NCBI's taxonomy places the organism in Eukaryota, Fungi, Ascomycota, Sordariomycetes, Hypocreales, Clavicipitaceae.